Messenger RNA from Diabrotica balteata, 1072 nucleotides. The record is from the annotation of a GenBank genome assembly. NCBI's taxonomy places the organism in Eukaryota, Metazoa, Arthropoda, Insecta, Coleoptera, Chrysomelidae.
GUCAAAUACUAGACGUAAAACAUAUGUGUCAAGUCGUUUUAAAUUUGGGAUUGUUUUGGUAUUUUUGUAUGUUUUUUAACACAAUCGGAAUAUGUAAGUCGUAUAAUUAACAAGAAAUGUAGAAUCGGUAUAUGGCACUAUUGUAAAGUUUACGACAAUAAAAUGUUAUCCAGUUUAAAAGAAAAAAUCUUGAAUGUGUCCCUAUUUCAUACUGGUGAUGAAAUACAGUUAACUAAGAAGAAAUUAAUAAAUGUUAAUGCUGGCGCAGAAAUUUUAACACAUUUCCAAGAUCAAUGGGAAGAAUUACAUAAAAUUAAUGAAGAUAAUGCAAGGAAAGCCGAGAAAAUUGCUCAAGAGAUAGACAAAAUAUCUAAUUAUGUCAGUGAUAACAAACAAAACCUUGGUUUGAUUAAUCAUAUUUUGAUAACAUCCCAACUAUCAUCUAAUAUAGAUAAGUGCUUAAAAAAUAUACAGGAAUUAUACAAUACUUCACAAACUAUAGAAAAGGAUUUAAUACAAUUAGAAGACCUUAUUGAACAAGCUGAUUUUAAUAAACUAAAACAAGAACAUGAAUAUCAUUUAGAACAGUACCGUUCUAGAAAGGAAGACUCCCUUGCAAGUUUUAAAACAGAACUUAAUGCUAAACACUUGAAAACAAUUGAAGAGUAUGAAAUAAAAAAGAAUGCAGUUCUCGCAGAACGCCAACAGGUGUUUCAAGAUGCUUUUAAAUCUGAUUUAGAAAUGUAUAAAACCUCAGGGGCGAUUCCUGGUCGAAUUCAACAGAAAACUCAAAACAGCGCCUUGCUAGAAGAAAUACAGCUAGAUUUGGACCAAAAUGAACUAGACCAAUUUUUUAGUGAUGAGAAAUCGGGCGGUAGCUAAUGAACUAGAUGAUUUUACUUAAUUUUAGUGGUGAGAUUAAAUAACUUAAGGGAUUAAAUACUUUUACUAGCUUAAGGGAAAUUGUAAUAAAGUUGUAUAUACACUGUUAUCAUUUUUGAGACAUAUUUUUUGUAUAUAUUGAAAUUUAUAUUAAAUAUUUUAUGUGAAUAAAAUACUCUAUUGAACAUUA